GCGCUAACAUGGCGGUCGCGCUGCUGCUGCGCGCCCUGCGCCAGGGCCCGGGGCCGGGCCCAGGGCGGCUGUGGGGCCCAGGCUCGGGCUGGAUCCCCGGCCUCUCCGCCGGGGCCGGGAGGAGGUGGCCGCACUGGGUCCUCAGGCCUCCCGUGGGCCUCGCUGGGGCUGGAGGCCGAGCCCUACAGAGCUUGCAAUUGCGACUGCUAACCCCUACCUUUAAAGGGAUCAGUGGAGUGUUAUUGAAACAACAUCUGGUUCAGAAUCCAGUCAUACUCUGGCGACUUUUAGGUGGCACUUACUAUUUUAACACCUCCAGGAGGAAGCAGAAGAGUAAGGACAAUGACAGACCCAAGGGGAGGACCCCUGAAGAUGAGGAAGAGGAGAGGAGACGCAGGGAGCGCGAGGACCAGAUGUACCGCGAGCGGCUGCGCACCCUGUUCAUCAUCGCCGUGGUCAUGAGCCUGCUGAACUCGCUCAACACCAGCGGGGGCAACAUCUCCUGGAACGACUUUGUCAACGAGAUGCUGGCCAAGGGCGAGGUGCAGCGGGUGCAGGUGGUGCCCGAGAGCGAUGUGGUGGAAGUCUACCUGCACCCCGGCGCUGUGGUGUUCGGGCGGCCUAGGCUGGCCCUGAUGUACCGAAUGCAGGUUGCAAACAUCGACAAAUUUGAAGAGAAGCUUCGAGCAGCUGAAGACGAGCUGAACAUCGAUGGCAAGGACAGGAUCCCGGUUUCCUACAAGCGCACGGGCUUCUUUGGGAACGCGCUCUACGCCCUUGGGAUGACGGCAGUGGGCCUGGCCAUCCUGUGGUACGUUUUCCGCCUGGCUGGCAUGACGGGAAGGGAAGGCGGAUUCAGUGCUUUUAAUCAGCUCAGAAUGGCGCGUUUCACGAUUGUGGACGGCAAGACGGGCAAAGGAGUCAGCUUCAAAGACGUGGCGGGGAUGCACGAAGCCAAACUGGAAGUCCGAGAGUUUGUGGAUUAUCUGAAGAGCCCGGAGCGCUUCCUGCAGCUCGGCGCCAAGGUUCCCAAGGGUGCGCUGCUGCUCGGACCCCCCGGCUGUGGGAAGACGCUGCUGGCCAAGGCGGUGGCCACAGAGGCCCAGGUGCCCUUCUUGGCGAUGGCCGGCCCGGAAUUCGUGGAGGUCAUCGGAGGCCUUGGCGCUGCCCGUGUGCGGAGCCUCUUCAAGGAGGCGCGGGCCCGGGCCCCCUGCAUCGUGUACAUCGACGAGAUCGACGCCGUGGGCAAGCGGCGGGCCACCGCCGUGUCCGGCUUCUCCAACACCGAGGAGGAGCAGACGCUCAACCAGCUUCUGGUGGAGAUGGACGGCAUGGGCACCACAGACCACGUCAUCGUCCUGGCAUCCACCAAUCGAGCCGACAUUUUGGACAACGCUCUGAUGAGGCCGGGCCGGCUUGACAGACACGUCUUCAUUGACCUCCCCACCCUGCAGGAGAGGCGGGAGAUUUUCGAGCAGCACCUGAAGAGCCUGAAGCUGACCCAGGCCAGCACCUUCUACUCGCAGCGUCUGGCGGAGCUGACGCCUGGAUUCAGUGGUGCCGACAUCGCCAACAUCUGUAACGAAGCUGCGCUGCACGCCGCGAGGGAGGGGCACACGUCCGUCCACACCUUCAACUUCGAGUACGCCGUGGAGCGUGUCAUUGCCGGGACGGCCAAAAAGAGCAAGAUCUUGUCCAAGGAAGAGCAGAAGGUGGUUGCGUUCCACGAGUCAGGCCACGCCCUGGUGGGCUGGCUUCUGGAGCACACGGAGGCUGUGAUGAAGGUCUCCAUCGCGCCGCGGACGAACGCCGCUCUGGGCUUUGCUCAGAUGCUCCCCAGGGACCAGCAUCUCUUCACCAAGGAGCAGCUGUUUGAGCGGAUGUGCAUGGCCCUGGGCGGCCGGGCCUCGGAGGCCAUCUCCUUCAACAAGGUCACGUCCGGGGCCCAGGACGACCUGAGGAAAGUCACCCACAUCGCCUACUCCAUGGUGAAGCAGUUCGGGAUGGCACCUGGCGUCGGGCCCAUCUCCUUCCCAGAGGCACAGGAGGGCCUUGCGGGCGUCGGGCGGCGCCCCUUCAGCCAGGGCCUGCAGCAGAUGAUGGACCACGAAGCGAAACUGCUGGUGGCCAGGGCCUACAGACACACCGAGCGGGUGCUGCUGGACAACCUGGACAAGCUGCGGGCGCUGGCCAACGCCCUUCUGGAGAAGGAGGUGAUCAACUACGAGGACAUCGAGGCCCUCAUCGGCCCGCCACCGCACGGGCCCAAGAAGCUGAUCGCCCCACAGAAGUGGGUGGACGCCCAGAGAGAGAAGCAAGACUCUGGGGAGGAAGCAGAGGCCCAGCAGCCCCUGCAAGGGGAGGAGCCGUCCUGGCCCAGGUAGUGGGGGCUCCCUGACUGCACGUGGGGCCAGCCAGGACCCGAACGCACUCGGCUGCCCCUGGGCUUAUUUUCAGCUGUGUGUCUCCUCUUUUAGCUCUCAGCGGUCUGUGCUGAAGGGCUCCAGGGUUGAGGCCCCUGUACGUGAUGAGUAAAGUUCUUUGCAGAAAUGGCUGCUA
This is a messenger RNA of Lemur catta (Ring-tailed lemur), 2559 nucleotides long. It is a transcript of the gene SPG7, whose product is annotated as SPG7 matrix AAA peptidase subunit, paraplegin. Gene Ontology annotation, molecular function: metalloendopeptidase activity; ATP-dependent peptidase activity; ATP binding. The record is from RefSeq and is a predicted model, not a curated record. Lineage: Eukaryota; Metazoa; Chordata; Mammalia; Primates; Lemuridae. Gene Ontology annotation, cellular component: m-AAA complex; membrane. Gene Ontology annotation, biological process: mitochondrial protein processing; protein-containing complex assembly. Bases 9 to 2384 code for a protein of 791 amino acids. The transcript has 17 exons.